This is a messenger RNA of Symbiodinium natans, 1131 nucleotides long. Lineage: Eukaryota; Dinophyceae; Suessiales; Symbiodiniaceae. The record is from the annotation of a GenBank genome assembly.
AUGUUGCGCUUGCUUGCGGUGACCGCCUGCCUCGCCAAAGUCGCCAUCGCCACGUGCCCUGACGAUCCGGAGGUGGACCUUUGCGAGACAACCGGCGAAGAGACGGGCUCCGCAUUCCGCGGCUCGCCGUGGAUGGCGCUGCUGCUGCCCCUCGCCUCGGCCCGUCCCAAGGUUGCCACAGGCUUAGCGUUGGCACUGGCGAUGGCUGUCGGGGCGGAGGCCGUCACUUGCGGCGAGGUGAAGGAUUUCUACAAGAGUGAGCAGUGCUGUGGCUCCCCCACCACGGUGCUGAGCAACCCCGUGCCGGGCACUCCAACUUGCCCGUACAACUUCAACAAGCCAGCUUGCAACACGGCCGAGCCUCAGACGCCUCGUGAUCUCUCAACUGGCGCUACAGGCAGCAUGGUGCCGAAGGCGGCCACGCUGACGGAUGCUCAGGCCAACUUCCUGCCGCUGGUGAACGUGCACUUCCACCUGGGGGCUGAGCAUAAGAGCGAUGCCUACAACAACGACACCGAUGCGAUGGCGUACGACGCGGCCUCCUCCGGCAGGCGCCUGGCCAGCAACCCACGUCCUGGCUUCAUGUGCCCAACGGACACGCUCACUGACGCGCAGAUGACGCCGUACACCUUUCAGCACUGCACGGGUGACGUGCAGGUCGGCAAGUCCUACGAGGUCCACUACGUGCACUCUUCAGCCGGCACCGACAACGAUGCUUCGGACGGCAUGAAUGCAGACCUCCUCGCGGAUGGUUUGGGAGGUGCCGCAAACGGCCGUGGCCUUCUGAACCCUAUGGUCGUGGUGCAGGGCCAGAUCUACCAGAUCGUGAACGGGGGGCCUACUGUGAACGAUCUGCUGCAUGGCUGGACCGUUGUUGGACAUAACAACUCCGUCAUGUACUCUGGGUCAACCACCGGCCAGUCGCACGACAACUCAGUGUGCUCUCCAUACGUCAUCACUUGGCAUGUGGACAAGGAUUGCCACCAGGUUUCUCCCGAGUCUUUCGACAACCUCUGCAAGCAGAUGAAGGACCUGUACGGGAUGUCGGUUGACCUCGCACCCCACGGCUCUCGCAUUCUGGUGUCUCCGACCUACGUGGUGCAAUCUCAGUACGUUGUGCCCUUGGCCUGA